GAUUUGAGUAUUGGAAAUGAAUAACUAGUAGUUUUUCAGUGGCUCUUGUGAAAUAAAAACACACCUUUGAGUUGAGAAUCUGAAUUUUAGAUGGUGUCUGUAAACUUCUAGUAGAUUAUUUUUUUUCCUUUCAAUUAAGAUUGUUGGGAAUAUGAAGGAAGAACCACGAUUGAUAAUGUUGUUUACUGUGGUAAAGAAUCUUCAGAGAUUAGGUUAUGUGCUAAAGAUUUUUGCAGUAGGGAAUGGUGAAGCACAUUCAAUGUGGGAGCAAAUAAGUGAUCAGAUUUCAGUUUUAGGUCCAAAGCAAUAUGGUCACAUUGAUUGGUCAAUUUUUGAAGGUAUUAUUGCCGAUUCUCUUGAAGCAAAAGAGGCUAUCUCAAGCCUUAUGCAGGAGCCUUUUGAUUUAAUACCUCUUAUAUGGAUAAUUCAAGAAGACACUCUUGGAAAACGUCUUGCAAUGUAUAAGGAGAUUGGCUUGGAGCAUCUUGUUUCUAAUUGGAAAAAUGCUUUCAGUAGAGCCAAUCUUGUUGUGUUCCCUGAUUUCUCCCUUCCGAUGUUAUAUAGUGUGCUUGACAGUGGAAACUUCUUUGUAAUUCCUGGAUCACCAGUGGAUGUGUGGGCUUCAGAAAGCUACAGUAAGACCCAUGCAAAGCAUCGAAUAAGGAAGGACCAUGGGUUCAAUGAUGAUGACAUGGUGGUUUUAGUUGUUGGAAGUUCUUUCUUCUUUGAUGAGUUAUCAUGGGACUAUGCUGUGGCAAUGCAUGCCAUUGGACCUUUGCUAAUCAAAUAUGCAAGAAGGAAUGAUGCUGGAGGAUCUUUUAAAUUUAUUUUCUUAUGUGGGAAUUCUACGGAUGGAAAUAAUGCUGCUUUACAGGAAGUUGCUUCGCGGAUGGGACUUCCUAAAGGUUCACUUAGGCAUUAUGGCUUUAACAGUGAUGUGAAUGGGAUUUUAUUAAUGACUGACAUUGUUCUCUAUGGUUCUUCCCAAGAAGAACAGGGUUUCCCUUCAUUAAUUAUCCGAGCCAUGACUUUUGGUAUCCCAUUUAUCACGCCUGAUUGUGCUAUCAUGAGAAAAUAUGUUGUUGAUGGAACUCAUGGGAUUUUUUUCCCAAAACAUGACCCUGAUGCUUUGUUACGGUCUUUCUCGCUCUUGAUAUCAAAUGGGAGGCUCUCUAAAUUUGCUCAGACAGUAGCUUCUUCUGCAAGGCUGCUUGCUAAGAAUAUCUUGGCAUCAGAAUGCAUAACUGGUUAUGCUAAGCUUCUAGAGAAAGUAGUCAAUUUCCCAUCAGAUGUCUUGCUGCCAGCUCCCGUUUCUCAAAUUCGACAGGUAUCAUGGGAGUGGAAUGUGUUUAGGAAGGAAAUUGAACAGGGAACUGGUGGUUCUUCCACAAACUCUAGCAUUGUUUAUUAUCUUGAGAAAGAGUUCACCAAUCAUGUUGUCUCAUCUAACAUCUCUGAGAAUGAAACUGAGAUUCUGGAACAAGAUUUCCCUAGUGAAUUUGACUGGGAUGUAUUAAAGGAAGUAGAAGACUUUGAAGAGUAUGAGAGACUUGAAUCAGAGGAGCUCAAAGAGAGAAUGGAAGAAAAUUCUGGUGUAUGGGAUGAGAUAUAUCGCAAUGCUCGGAAAUCUGAGAAACUUAAGUUUGAGGCAAAUGAAAGAGAUGAGGGUGAGCUAGAAAGGACUGGUCAACCAGUAUGCAUUUACGAGAUAUAUAGUGGGACUGGGGCAUGGCCAUUCUUGCACCAUGGUUCUUUGUACCGUGGACUAAGUCUUUCAAGAACAGCAAUAAGAUUGAGAUCAGAUGAUGUGGAUGCAGUUGUUCGACUUCGCAUUUUGAAUGACACUCAUUAUCGGAACAUACUUUGUGAGAUUGGAGGAAUGUUUUCUAUUGCAUACAGGGUUGAUAACAUUCACAGGAGACCGUGGAUUGGGUUUCAAUCAUGGCGUGCAGCUGGUAGGAAGGUAUCGUUGUCCCCCAAAGCCGAAAAAAUUCUUGAAGAAACAAUACAAGGAAGUAAAGGAGAUGUUAUAUACUUUUGGUCACGCCUAGACAUUGAUGGCAGCAUUACAGGCACUGGAACCAGUGAUUUACUAACAUUUUGGUCUAUGUGUGAUGUGUUAAAUGGAGGAAACUGCAGAACUGCUUUUGAAAAUGCUUUUCGCCGGAUGUAUAUCUUGCCAUCACAUGUGGAAGCUCUUCCCCCCAUGCCCGAAGAUGGUGGUCAUUGGUCUGCAUUGCAUAGCUGGGUUAUGCCAACUACUUCAUUUCUGGAGUACAUAAUGUUCUCAAGAAUGUUUGCUGAUUCACUUGAUGCAGUGCAUGUCAACUCCAGUGAGGUUAAUGUGUGUUUGCUGGGUUCCUCAGAGCUUGAGAAAAAGCACUGUUACUGUCGGAUGCUGGAACUUCUGGUCAAUGUCUGGGCUUAUCAUAGUAGGCGGAGAAUGGUUUACCUAGACCCGCGCACAGGUUUGCUAGAAGAUCAACAUCCGAUUGAACAAAGAAAAGAAUAUAUCUGGGCUAAAUAUUUUAACUUUACAUUGUUAAAGAGUAUGGAUGAAGAUCUAGCUGAGGCUGCAGAUGAUGGCGAUCAUCCUAGGAAGAUGUGGUUGUGGCCAUUGACAGGGGAAGUUCAUUGGCAAGGGAUUUAUGAAAGAGAAAGGGAAGAAAGAUACAGGCUGAAGAUGGACAAAAAACGGAAAAUGAAGGAGAAACUGUUUGAAAGGAUGAGAUAUGGAUACAAGCAGAAAUCACUUGGAUGAUAUGGUAGGACACUAGGGAACCACAGAUGGCUUAUUCUGACUUUUUGGAACAAGAAACUCUUGACACAGAUACUAAACACGGGUAUCAAAUCUAUCUUUCCUCAAGUCAGAAAAUGGGAAGAAAAGCUGCAGAGCAGAAAAGCAUUAGUUAUUGCAUCAGAACAGUAUCAGUAUUUCCUACUUCUCAUUCUUUAUCGUGUAGAUCAUUAGAACAGGUGGAAGGGUAGACAAAAAUAGCUUUCUAGCAGUUCCGAUUCAAUAGCAUUUUGGGUCGUUUGCUAAGUUACUCGGAGAGGCAUAAGGAUAGCAGGUUUUCUCCUUUUCCUUUUAGGGAUACAGAGCAAUUGAAAUUCUUUUUCACCACACAGAGAUUCAAUUGAGCAGACAUAUUCUUUAUCAUUUGUAUUUAUCAUUUGUAUAUAUUAUUGGGGGAAAAAAAAUGAGGCAAUUUUGA
Rubroshorea leprosula is the source of this 3215-nucleotide messenger RNA. The record is from the annotation of a GenBank genome assembly. Lineage: Eukaryota; Viridiplantae; Streptophyta; Magnoliopsida; Malvales; Dipterocarpaceae.